Quercus robur (English oak) is the source of this 363-nucleotide messenger RNA. RefSeq names its product basic blue protein-like. Gene Ontology annotation, cellular component: plasma membrane. Gene Ontology annotation, molecular function: electron transfer activity. The record is from RefSeq and is a predicted model, not a curated record. The transcript has 2 exons. NCBI's taxonomy places the organism in Eukaryota, Viridiplantae, Streptophyta, Magnoliopsida, Fagales, Fagaceae. The annotation marks the transcript as partial.
CUUCCUCCUGCAAUUGUUGUCUCAGUUCUGCUAUUAUUUGGUAUGCUCCUUCACUGUGAGAACGUUUGGGCAGCAACCUAUGCGGUUGGAGAUGAUAACGGUUGGGACUUCGGCGUUGAUACUUGGCCUAAUGGAAAGACCUUUGGGCCUGGUGAUGUACUCGUGUUCAACUACGGCCCAGGGGAGCACGACGUGAAUUCUGUAAACCAACAAGGUUAUGAUACAUGCACGGUAUCAAGCGGUGCAAAAACAUAUGAAACUGGAAGUGAUAGAAUCAAGCUUGUGAAGGGAAAAAACUAUUUCAUUUGCAGCUUUCUGGGGCAUUGCACAAACGGCAUGAAAAUAGCUAUCAAUGCAUUGUAA